AUGGACGCAUUCUCCCGGGAGGCGUUGCUCGCCGAGCUCGAGAUGAAGGAUGACAUCAUCGAGCAGCUCCGCAAGGUUUGCCAGGGAGUUCAACUUAGAACCUGUGUGGUCUUCAGUUUGAUAAGGAAGUUAUGAAUGUUGGAACCCAGGUUUCUGGACAGUGCAAACCGAAACUCUCUUCCUACAUGAAUCAUUUUCUUGCAAAGAACAUGUAAUUCAGAAAAACUUUUCAAGGAUCAAUUGGAGUUUGAUAAAUAAAAUUUCAAUUUUAUUUAAACUAAUAAAAACAGUUCAUCUGUACUCAGAGUAGGAAACCAAAGAGGAUGAGAAAAUCCCCAUUUCUUAUGCAUGUAGAAUUUCAGUUCAUGUAGUAAAUUUUUAUACAAACUUUCGUUAAAAACAGAUGACUGCCAUGAAAUUUUAACGUUUCAAAAAGUUUGAUGCAAAAUUCUCCAUUACAAAUUAUUGGCCAUCGCUAUUAGGAAUUUCUGGGCCCUCUUUAACUUCGGGUUAAUUUAAGUAAGUAAAAAUACUUAUGGUUGUUUCUUACGGGAAAAAUAAGCCGAAUCGAAAACAAGUUCUGAUGAAAACUUGGCAGUCUUGCAAAUAUUGACGCCAAGACAUAACUAAUCCAAGAAAUAGUCGUCUUUGUGUGUAGUCUGGCCAUUAUUUAAGAUUUUUCAAAAGUUCAACAAAAUUUUUCAAAUUUUUCGCAGUGAAAACAAACGCGUCCGAUUAGUAGGAGUGAAGUGUUUUUGCAUGUUUCAGAAAAGGCUUAAAACUUUCAAAAAACGUUGCUCCUAGACAAACUUUUGCCCUUUCGACGACGUAAUGGUCUCGGUCUGACCAGGACAAAUAAGCUCGGAGUUUCCGCCUCAUUCCCAGAAAUGAUGCAAAAAUGAAAAUAAAAGAUAACUUGAAAUUUUAUCGGGAGAAUAAAAAGAGAAUAAAUAAUCCCGUUCAAGUCAAAAAAUAUAAAAUAUAUUGAAGCUUGAUUGUUGAAAAAGCUAUACAGGUCAUAGAAAAGUAAUUUACUAAAAGUCAGGCUCACUUUAAAUAUUUUCUUCUGAACAAGAGAUCUCAAGACUGAUUAGAAAGUGGAAAAAAUCAAAAUCAAAAAUAAAGGAACCGAAAAUUUUUAUUUCAGUCCGCGGAAGCUGUUUCUGUAUACUGCUUUCAAAAUAUGACUUUGAUAAGCUCAGAUUUUUUAAUUCUGAUUUAGAACAAGAAAGUAGGGAUAACUUCGAUAUUGGUGAAGGAUCGAGAAUGAAAAAGGAUCAAAAGGGGAAAAGAUGCGAGCCAGAAAAAAGUCUCAGACCAUUAGAAUAUGAAUAAACUGAUUGAAUUUGAAGUAAACUACAAUUACAAGUAAAUUACAGUGAACUGAAAGUAAAACUCAGGAAUUGGAGCAGUACCGGAUGCAGAAUAUGUCUCGAAAGACGGCCAUUUCGUCGGAACCCGAUGCCGUCGUCCAAAGGACCAUCAUCGGCAAGAGCGAAGAGUUAGUUUCAAUAUCUUUCUUUGGGAUAAGUUUUAUCGUGAACUUUCUCAAAAUUUCUUCUUCCUCAUCUUAUAAAAAAAAAUUAGAUUAAUAGUAGUUUUUUUUCAUCGCAUUAGAUACGUAUCGAUACGUUUCUGAUUGUUUUCGGAUGCCGUGUAAAUCGUUUGGACUAAAUUUUCCGUGCACGAAAUUUAUAUUUACUUGAGAAAAAAAUUUCAAAAAAAAAAAUGAAAUGAACGUCACUCGCCGCAAACGGAUUACCGCCGUGCAUUGUUCCGUGCUCCGCCUUGAAAAAAUUUCUCAAAAACCGUUCCUCUCAAAACUUUUCAUUCGACUUCAAAAGCCUCGUGAUGAAAAGUGCUCGCCGCUUCCGGGAUUUUCGAUUCCUCACUGCGAAAUAUGUUCCUAUCAGGUCUGAUUUGAAUAGAAAUUCGCGAACGGAAGCUGUUGGUGGGUGUGAAAAAUUUGCUGCUUUUUGAUGAAAAUAAAAUCGACAUUAGGGGUACUGUAUAUGUGGGCGCACUUUCAGGAACCACUGGCAUUUGAUUUGACGCACAUUUGAAAAUUUUUAGAAAAUUUUAUGCCGUGCUCAAAUUUGAGAGUGAUUUCCUCGAAAGGCAAUAAUUAUCUCUGACACUCUAAAUUUUACUUAAUUUUUUUCUUUUUUCUGGCGGCUAUUUUGGAUUGCGGAACCACUUUGAGCAGGGCAUUAGCAUCUACGAUGAAAUCUUCAAUUUAGUUUUUUUUUUUACGAUUUGUGUUUCGUCAAAUUAAACCGGAAAAUCCGGACAGGUGUCGCUAUAUAGCCGAUACCUAGUAUAGUUGAACUGGGUUAGAUAUCGGCUAUAUAAUCGCUAGGGAUGAAACAGCAUGUUCGCGACAGAAUAAGCACAUUGGUAGCCGUUCAUAAACUGUAGCUAUUCAGCCCAAGUUGGUUUUAAGCGAGGUAAUGGCAGCUACGGUUUUUCGGUUUGUCUACUGGGGGUUUUUUUUUUAGAAUAGUGCACGUUUCUCAGUCGUUUUAACUUGAGACUUUCGACUUUUAGUCGUUCUUCAGACUUUUUUUCUCUAAUUUUCUUUUUCUUCGUAACUUUUGCAGCUUCCGUCACAAGCUGAAAAGAAAACAAAGCGUUUGCAACUUUUUAAGCGAUAAACUAUUUUCCCUGUUCAUCGAUGAGAGCUUUACAGAGCGUUUCACAAUAUUGAAAAAGCCCUUCGGUCAAAUGCAUUUCUGAGGAACUUGGACUCCACCCAAAUAGAAAAAAUCGCUUCCGCCAUGUACCCCGUCGAGGUUUUCUCAAGUUGAAUGGCUUUAUGUAGAUUCGAGUUUUUCAGGUUCCUCAAGGGGCAACGAUUAUAAGGCAAGGAGACUUGGGGAGCAUCAUGUACGUUAUACAAGGUGAGCUCGUUGAAUUUUCCGUGAAGACCUCCUAAACAGUCUAGAUACGAAUUUUCAAUUUCCGCGUUGAGUUUUUUUUAAUACUUUUCAUAAAUGUUAAUUAAUGAAAACGUUCAAAACCUCGGUUUUCUAUUUUAUACCUAAAUAGUUGUAUAUUUUCAUACAGACGGAUCUGUGCAAGUUAUGAAAGACAAUCGUUUCGUCCGCACCAUGCAGCCAGGACAUUUGUUCGGAGAACUUGCGAUUCUGCACCAUUGCGAGCGCACCGCCACUGUGAGAGGUAUUCAAACUAGAAAUAAAAUGAAUUGUUGCUCGAAAAACUUGAAAAAGUAUUUUUUUAUAAAAAAAUAUAUUUUCGAAGCUUUAUAAUUUUAUUUUUUUGGUUUUUUUAAAUGAAAUAAUCGUAAAUUUCACAGUUUGAAAAAAAGUCAACAAGUCGAAAAAAACAGGAUAAAUCUCCGAUUUGCCCAGCUAGGAAUAGGUUAUUACUUUGAUAGUAGGAAACUUUCAUUUAAAAUGUAAGAACAUUAAAAAAAAAGUUUGUUUCUAGUUUUCUGGAGCGUUGACUCCGAUUCUCUUCCAUCAAAAUUCCUUUUCUUUAUAAUCUCAAUGUCAAAACACGUAACUUUCAGCUAUUUGGCCCUGCAAACUGUGGGCAAUCGAACGAAAUGUCUUUCAUUCCAUCAUGAGGGAAUCUGCACGCGAGAAAACCAACAGUUACAAAAGACAACUGAAAUGGUCUGUUUUUGAACGUUUGAGAGCUUCAGUUGAAUAGUGUAGCUUGCCGUCGAAGACUUUGUACUCUUAAUAUCAUCAAUGUUGAUGUUUUCGAACUGUGUUUGACGGUUUUUCCAUUUUUCUCAAAGGUUAAAAAUAGCGGUUUAGAUAUGUUCGCAGGAUUUCUCGCAAUAGGAAAGAAAACUGACCGGAAAAAAAAUUUUUCUGUCUAUGAAAAAACUAGUUUGUAUAGUUCGAAAAAAAAGCGGAGAGUAGAACCAAUAAAUAACUUCAAUAUUAUUUUUGAAAUGAUGGGAAAAAUCAAUGUACUUGAUUAUAUGCUAAAUUAUCAUUAUAUUUAAAGAAAAUUCUCGAAAAAAUGGUGAUAUGACGUGAUAAGCGAAGAAGUUUUGCACAAGCAUUAGACGAGUUUCAAAAAUUUUUUGUUAACAAAACUUUUCCAAAAUAUUUCAAAGCACGGGUUCGUCCCAGAGAGUUGUUUCAAGCGUUAAAUCAAAAAUUCGAUAUAAAUUCAUAAGAAAAUGAUAAACGGAUGAAUUCGAGGAAUUCCUCAGGUCGGCGCGGUUCGGCGGCUACUCUGACGAGUUUUUGCUGCGGGUCGCCGAGGUCUGCGCCGAGUCGCAGCAUUCCGAAGGGGACCGCAUCUCGGUCAGACCGCAGUACGUCUACCUCGUCAUUCGCGGCGUGGUUAGAUCCUUUUUUCUCGUUGAAGGCGGAAACGAAAUCUCAACAGAAAAUAGAGUUAAAAAGUUGUCUGGCGUGAUUUCAAACAGGGAUGCACGAGACACGAUCUCGUCUCGAUAUUUUUCGAGAUAUCUCGAGACGAAAUCUCGUCUCGAGAUUCUGUUUUUCGAAGAUGUCACAAAACUCCUCGGAGUCGUUUUCAAUUUUUUAAGACGAUGAUUGAGUCGCUUUAGAACACUUUUUCUAUCUUUGAAAGUUGCUGCUCACAUACAGAUCACCAAAACUUAUUCUCAGACAGGAAAUAUAUUCAACCUUUUUUUUUUCGUCGAAAGUUUAAAAAAUCCAAAACAUUUAGGAAAUUCUAAGUCACUGGUCAUUUAUGGUUGCGUUAUUUCGAGAUUUAUUUUUAUCUUCAUUUCUCAAAAGUUAGUGCCACCGUCGUUAAGAUGAGAAGCCAAAAUUGAAAGAAAACAGCCGAGAAAUUGAUCCUCAGUUUUUGAUUCAUCCCUAUUCUGAGCCAUUCGAAGUGCUUAUAAUAGAAGUCAUCCAGGCCGUCAUCGCUAUGGAAAGGAGUCGUAGAAAGGUAUGCCUUAUAGUGUCAUAUCUCUGUCGUAAAAUUCUCCAAUUGUUCGAUUUUUUCAUUUGUUUUAUUUGAAAAAAAGCCGAAUUUCCCACUCAUUUUCAAUAUUAAUUUCCUGGUUUGGUUUAUUUUAUCUGCGGGUCCAAAGUGUCUCUGGCCACGAGUGGAAUCCGAAGGGACGGUACCCGAGAGCACAACCGAUAGCGACGGCUUAGCGGCUUAUUUUGGUGCUUUGAUUUUGUCACCGUCUUUCGUCCUCUUCUCAUUGGCAUUUAUUUGGACGAGAAGAAAAAUUUGAAAGAAUUUUGAAAAAGAGAAAAAAAAAACUGAAACUAUGAAGACAAAUUAACAAUUGGCUGAAAUUGGAGGUCCAGACGGCCAACUUUUUAUGCCUCGGAUUAUAUUUUUUGUACAAAGUGCCGUCAUUUGUCUGGUGAGUAAACCUCAUCGUAUGAUUUGAUUUAUAACUUGAAGAAAAAUUUGGAGUGUGUGAGACAGUAAAUAUGUGAUGAGAGAUGGUUUUCUCGAAACCGGAAUUAACGUUAUUUUGUUUGGUUUUUCGUAACUUUUGAGAAUAAAGAAAGUGAAGCAAGUUGAUCAAAAUAAUGAGUGAAAGAGGGAAAAAAAUAGCUACAUUUGGCCGUGCUGAUGAUCAUUUUGCUACUCUGAAUGAAUUUAACUUAAUUAUUUCUUUCAUAAUGAAGGUUUACUAUAGGUUUAUUCUAUUCGGAUUAAAAACAGAAAAUAGAUAGAAACUUCGGAAAAAAAUAAAAUUAAACAGGGACCAGAAAUGAAAGUUUUUAAAAAAAUUAGUUUAAAGAGUCUGCAGUUUUUUUUCGCUCAUUCUAUCCUUCUUUUAAUACCUCAACUAUGUGAACAUAAGCCGCAGCGAAAACUUUUGCAUCGUGACCAUUUGGAACAUUGUUAAACUUCUGUGUUUAGGUUAAUGAGUAUAGUCAUGCACUGUUUUUAAGUUCGAGUGACGGAACUCGAAGUUCAAUUCCCUUCCUAUCAGAAAAGGCAAAUCAUUCACACUUGACUGCUCCCGUCGAGAAAGUGUGGAAAUGAUCUGUCCCGCCAUUCGGGCGCCACUUACCAUGUUCUCUCAAAAAAACUUCUGUGAAAAUCACGUGAACGCGAACGCGCCCUGCGGCACAGCUGCGGACUAGUCUUUACCGUAUUCUGCGCACAUUUCAUCCGCAAUCUAUCUCUCCUGUUUACUUUUGUGCUGUUAUCGGAAAAGGAGGUUCAGAGUAGACGUGACUAUGGCGAUUGAUAAAGCUAGUUCUUGCAUAGGCGAUACGGUUUCAUUAGCAGGUGAUGUGGUCUCAUUGGCUCUAUGGCCGUUUUUUGAAUGAGGAUAGUCAGAGAAAAUUCGUGGAAAAAAGGAUAAUUUUUUUUGUUACCUACUCGCCAAGACACGAAAACUUCUGAGUGUGCCCUAUUUUUCCUCGUAUUCAAGGUCUUGGAAAAAUAAGAAUAAAUCAGUAGGUGUUAAUAAAAAAUGGUGCAGACAAGCUAGACAGUUAAGAGCCGAGGCGAACGAAUUAUACUCAAAGACUUGAAUAUGGAAAAAUUCCUUAUAAUUUCUACUCAAAAAGACUUUGUAAACAAGUCAGAAUAGGACAUUUCAUCGAAAAAAAGCGCAUUACGUGAUAGAUACCACUUCCGCCCAGGCUUGUGCGAGGGCCGACCCGUCACCCUCCCGGCCCCCCGACCAUUUCGUAAGCCCGGCCCGGCCCGGCCUUAGAGGGGCCUCAAGAAAAAAAUGGCCCGCCCGGCCCGAAGCGCGCAAUUUUUUUCUAGUCGGAUAUCAAGUUUUUACGACAAAAAUUAUUUUUUUGCUCAUUUUUUUCACUUAAAGUUUAAUAAAAAAACUAUGAUUUCAGAAGUAAAAGUCACAUUUCGGUGAAAAAUUUUUUUCAAAUGAAAUUUUUAAAAUUUUUUUGAAGCCCGGCCCGGCCCGAGCCCACGCGGGCUUUUUCUUGAAAAUAAGGCCCAAAGCCCAGGCCAGGCCGCCCGGCCUGACGCACAAGCCUGCUUCCGCCUCAACCGAUCGGUCAGUACUACUGGUUCCUUGUUCUCCUUCUUCAGAUGUUGACCUGGGCCAACGCCUUUCAGUGAUAAUCCUGUUGUGUAAGUGUGUCCUCCCUUCAAAUUGAUUCGAUCUAAUUUGUGUAGAAUGGAAAAGAAUCACGUGAAUGAAAAACUUUACGCAGUUUUUUCUUCUUUUUUUCGACUGGAAAUAAUUUGAGUUGGUCCAAUAAUUUUUCAUCUAUAAGUGAAAACAAUUUCGGAUGUCGUUUUUUUAAGUGGGGACUUAUUUUGAAAUAAGGAUUGAAUUGAUCGAUCAAACUUCCCACAUAAUCAAGCUCAACAUUCUUUGCUCCAGAGCUCAAAACGUCUUGAAAUCAGGCGACGGCGUCACGCGUCACCCAUUCAUCAAUAAUCCCUUUGUUGCGCUUCACAAAGUUCAGAACAACGGAGUUCCGCAGUGCAAGAAUUUGUACUCAAUCUGUACCCAUGGUUGAAGACUUGUUUCAUCAUUUUUGCUCUGAUUGAGCAGAUAUUCCUGAAGGGCCAACAAUCAAAAAGCUCAUUUGAAAACGGCAAUUUUUGAUAUAGUUUUUUUUUUCGAAAAAGAAAAUGGAGUCAUAGACGAAUCGAAAAAGGGUAUCGCGAGACCCUUUGAGUAUAUCGCAUGCUCUGAAGUCUCACGAUGGUACCUCGAGUCAACCUUUGAGGAUUUUGAGCAAACUGAGAGAGGUUUGAAAGAGACUCUAAAGUACCUCCGAGAUGGCUCAGAUAUAGCUAAAAGGUAUGCCGGAGGUCUCACGAUGGACACAUUAUGGUACCUUCUCGAUUUGCCUUUGGUCAUAGUCGUUCAAGAAAAUAUUUUCGCCCGCUGAAAAGAAAGAUAUUUCUCUCAUAGGUCAUUUUCAGUUAACUUAUACUUGCAAAACAGGCGGUACUUUGAUUCAAAGUACUCUUGUACCUACAGAACAAAGACUACUGUUUCAAUGUAUUUUGAUCAUAAAAGAUGGGAACGAAAGGACACGUUGUCGUCAAUUUUGCAGCCAACGCUGCCUCGACUUUUCGCUUUUCCCUGUUUUUCAGUUUCCGCCACAUUUUGUUCGUUUAGCGAUAACAGAACGCUCAAACAAGUCUUGUGUCACGAGUCCUUACCUUUUAACAACAGAUAACAAUCUUUUCAGUAGGUCUCUCUGAAAGCUGCAAGUUGCCACGGUUACUGUCAAAAUGUGUUGACUCCUUCAAGAAACAUUUUAGUUUCUCAUUAACUUUUUUUUUAUCAAAUUCCGUUUAACAUAAGAAUAAAAAAGAGUGUCUAAAUGAAAAAGGCUUAAAUUAAAAAAUAAUGAAAAGUAUUUAAACGUUUCAAACCGCGUUCAAUGCUAUAGGUAUGAGAAAAACUGCAAUAAAAAACAAAAGAAAAAAAAAAAUUAUUUUUUGCCUCUUUAUGAAUAGUAUUAACACUUUGCCGAUCAGUUUUGCGUGCCUAUCUUUUAUUUUAGAAAAUUUUCGGAACUGUUUUACAACGGAACAAAACAGCUUGAACUCGUUUUUCCUAUUUAUUCUGAAGUCUAUCGGGUCUAUGGCAGUGAUCAGUAGGAAAAUUUUAGUCUGUAUCAGUGAUCACUUUGGAAAAUAUCUUAUUUGUGGAUAGUUCGCGUGAUUUUCAAAGUUUCAUCCGCUGUUUCGCAUCUUUUUUGUUUUUCACCGAAAAAAACCAGAUUGGUCUGUCUGAACGUCGAUUUUUGUCAAUAAAUCACUGGUUGGCGGGCUGUCGUUAUCAUUUUUGCACGUUAAUCAGUUACCUGCGUCUCUGACACUAUUAAUAGGCGGUUUUGGUGAUUGAAGUGCAGAGCGACGAGACUGUUGUCUUGGCGUAGUCAUUGCGUUUCCCACGGCGGCGCCACGUGAUUCGGCGAUUGAUAGAUGAGGGUUCAAAGGUUCUUGAGAGAUUCUGACACCGAGGAACUGAACUCCGGAAGGGCCUGUUCAGGUGCGCCUCUCGGCUGAGAAAUCAAGACAGUGAAAAAUCUAAAUUUCUAGUAUAACCCGCAUUAUAAAGGUUUUGUUAAUUUUUUAUAAACUUUCGAGUGUCCUAUUCAUAAAAACCUGUAUUUGUUUUUGAGAAACGAAAAAAGGAAAACAAGUUUAAUGACGAAAAACGUCAAAAUUUUGGUGUGAAGUAGUUUCAGAUUGAAUUUUAACUCUCUCUCUCUCUAUGUGUUCGACCUCAGGAGACGAAUUCGCAGAAAAAAUUUUGAACUUUUUCACGUGAAUUAAAUUGAAGUUAUUUCGUUUGGUCACAUAUUUAGCCUAGUCUUCUCUACUCGAUAUGAAAUGAAAUCUUUAUAGUUCACUCACAGACAGAUCUGGGGCGUGGAGAUAGACAACCAGUAAAGUUAUAUUUGUCUGCACUUCGAUAAACGUUCCACUUUAAUUCAAAAAUAUUUUUGGUCGAAAAAUUUUCGAAUAAUAAUUUUUGAGACAUGUAGAUCAUUUUUUUGCUCCAUUGGAGAGAAAAAAAAGCAAACGAGCUAAGUUAACUGUUUUGUCAAGUUUCCUCGUUACAACACUAAGUAACGACUAUUCUGUGAUGGAGCUAUAAUUAUUUCAUCUCAUUUAUUUGUAAAUCCAAAUUUUUUUCUAAGAGUUUAUAGUUCGUUUUCGGAUGUACUGUUUCAGCUUUACGUAGUUCAGAUUUUCAUAAAAUGCUGGAAUAUGCCAAGAUAUCAUAAAAAAAAGCUUCAGCCUUUUCUAUCGAAGUUUUCCCUUGACCGUUUUUGUGUAAUAAAUGAAGUCGCUGAUGAUUACAGCUGAAAUCAACCAAGUGGAAGCCAGAAACUCGUUAGAUUAUGUUUUGCAAACAAAGAAUCGGAAAGAACAAUUAGUUUUUGCCUUUUGGCCUGAUGAGCACGUGACAGGACGUCGCUGUCGUCUAUACUUUGAGUGUUCUCAGUUUCUUCGUAUCUUCUUGGUCCGGACUAAAAACAAAAUACUCUGUUUUCCUAUUUUUUUCAGUCGACACACGAAAUUCGAAUCCUUUUACAAUGUAUCAGCUGUUGGAAACGAUCGAAGGAUAUGUUCAAAAAAAACCAAGAGACAAGAGCUUGAACUGCAAACUUCCAUUUUCGAUCGUUUCACACAAAGUGUGAGCUGUGCCGUAACUGCUUUUCACUUUGAAAUAAAAAUCAUUUCUUUUGGCUCGAUUUUCUUUUUGUAAAAGAAGGAAACUUGUACUUAAAAUGUGCGCUCACAAGUAUUUUAGAAGACUUUUCUUUGGCCAUGACGAAUGGAGUUGUUUAUCAGGGUUUGUAUCACAGACCUCAACUUGAUAGAACCCAGUGGUUGCUUUUUUUUCGAAAAAAUCUUCGAACAAAAGGAGUCGAUCACUCAAGCUGGUUCUUCACUUUCUUAUCGCACGCCUCUCAAAAUAAAACGCAUCUUCCCAAAAAUAGCCUGGACGUUGAACAUUAAAAGUUGCGGUUGGCGAAAACAGGCACUUUUUGUUGAUGUCCUUGAUAAGCCUAUUACGAACCGUUUUCUAUUUCGUUUACAAACACUAGACAAUGAUGUGACUAAGACAAACAAAAAUAAUAAAUACAGUUUGAACCUUUAGUGUUGCAAUUUUCAGGCGUUCGAUUUCGUUUUAGUUUUCGUAGUCAUGUGUUUCGGGAUGAGAAAACAUGAGAAAAAAUUUUUUCCCCGCUAAAACGAAUCGAACCACAGUUUCAAAUGAAAGAAAAAAGCGAAAGUUAGCUUAAGUACUAUCACAGUAGACUAAAGCAAAGGGAACUGAUAUAUUUGGUUCAUCUGCGGACUGCGAUCUCCCUAGAACGAGUGUUGUACUUCCUCUAGAAUCCACAUCAAAGAAGGAACAGUCGAGUUCAAAGUUCUAAGAACGAUCACGAGGCCACUCGUCGCGAAAGAUCUCGAUUCCUCCAGCAGCUGGUCGCCGCCAUCUCUUUUUGCACGAUUUUACGAUUCUCACCUCUGAAGAACGAUCAUGUCGUUGCAUAAUCGGAAGGCUAAUAGAUUGAUAGAAAGUCUCUGUCGUCAAGUUUUUAAACUCCCUUGGAUCUAGAGUUUUGAUAAUAUGUCUCUCAAAAUCAUUAUUGCCAAUUCUUGAAAAGGAAACGAGUAUUCGGAGCGAAAUGGACUUCAUAAAUUGUUCAAUGCACAAAAAUCCUUUCAAACAAGAAAUUAGUUUUUGAGUUUCAACCAAGAAUUUAUGACGUCUCGAUGUUUUUCGUUUUUGCUGUGAAGUACAUACUUAUCGUAACAAAAAUCAGUUGAAAACGGAGGAAAAGUGGCAAAAUUGGAGGAACUUCAGAGUUUAACGCAAAUUCUUACAGGUUCUGGCCGAACGAGGCGGUGAAACGAGGCGCGUCAAAGCGGGACAGGACUUCGAGUUGCGUCGAGGGGUCAACGGAAAGUCAGUCACAUUAUAUCAGUGAAGAGAACGCAACUUUAAUCCGGAAAUAUAGAAAAAUAUAGAAUAAGGAGAAAAAAACGGAAAGUUUUUUUCAGCAGUUUCAAAUGAAACGCCAAAAAGACCUAUAGAGGUCAGAUUUUUUAGUUUUGUGAAAGGUACUCAUGCCGUGUUCAAAGUUAUCUUUUUUAUAAUUAUUCCAGUGGAGAACCUUCCAGAUUGACCUUUUUUCAUGGUUUACUGUUUUCUUUUUCAGCACUUCAGUUUUGAUAAUUUCAUUGAAUUUCUAUUUAAAUCAUUUUUUUUUCCUUAAAGCUUGCAUAGAAUGGCAUUUUUUCCAGUAAAGUUUAGAUAUGAAACCUUUCAUAUUGCGCCGUUAUCAUUAGCGAGCUCACUUUUACUUUCGUUUAAAUGUCAAAUCGGGUCGACUUAUCUUGUUCUAAGCUCCCAGCUAUGGUUUUUUUCUCUCGAUGUACGACUUUCGUCUGUCAGAAAAGGUUUAUCGAACGUGUAUAGUGUAAUUGAUGUACUUUGAUUCCAAAAUAAUUCGGUUUUUUUGUAUUUGUUAGCCAAGUAUUUGGUACAUCUUUUUGUUUUCAAACCCAACGAGGAGCAAAAAAAGGUUUACAGUUUAGAUUGUCAGCGCAGAGACUUUAGAUUUCACGAAGUUCUGUAAUCUUUUUCAGUAAAAAAUUUAAAUUUUCACUCACACUAAACAUUUUAAAAAUUUGAAAGAUCUCGGAAAAAAAUAGUUGAAAGCUUCUUUUGAUUAGGUUAAUUCACAGUUUUUUUAUCGUUUUUUUAACUGCAUAUUUUAUCCAACAAUCAUCAUGAAACCUACUGAAACAGAAUCGAUUUAUUUCAUAGCAUUUAUUUCCAGAAUUACCAGGAAUAAGCAAUUCCUAAAAGUCUUAUUGUUCAAUAUACUGUUUUAAAACAUCGUCUGUAAGAGAAGUUGAUUUUGAACGCAAAUCUUUUUUGCAACCAAUGUUCGAACGACAAGAUGAAUGCUUUGAAAAACGCUUUAUGAUCAAUGAAAAAAAAAUAUAUAUAUAUAAUUAGCACCUGUGAGGUCAGUUUUUUUGAGACUUUGAUCAUACUCUUAUCUGGAAUAGUCGAAAGUUCUUCAAAAAAAGCAUGACCCGCUCCACCUGAAAUUCUGAUGGUUUGGACUAUAUAUUGUGCACACAACAGAGAAAAAUGCAUUAUCUCACGGGUGUGACGUCAGCUGUCAAAACAAGCGUUUUGGUGGUUUGAUCUACGGACAAUUGAUGUGGGCGAGGUUUGACCCAACCUCGGGUUGAUCUCCCCGUCCCGAGUUGAUCUUCUCGGUCCGAGUCCUCUCAAGUUUCUCCUUCCAAUCCUUUUUGGCCACGGAGCACAGUUUGCUCUUAUGUAAUCUUAUCAAUCGCCCGGAACGUUUUUAGAUCCGGUCGGCUCCAUUCAAUUCCCGUAUUGAUUGCUACUUUUGAGGCGGUAAUUAAUUUUUUUUUUCAGCGUAGCAUAGCGAUAAAUAAGAGAGGAGCGUUUGGAUGUAAUUUAAUAGGCCUUAAUUUUCACUAAGUUUUACAUUUAUGAUUUAUGAAAUUUCAUAAAAUUAAUAUUUUUUGGUUGAUAGCAGGGGGAAAAGUAUUAUCUCAAUACUUUUCAAUUGGACCUUUUUUUGGAAGCUUUUCGUAUAUCCAUUGAUGAUUAAGCAGAAAGAUUCUUGCAGUUGAAAGAUAAAUCUUUUCUUUUUAAAGAUGCUUGUCUCUUUUAGUUCAAAAAACUUCCGCAUUCAAAAAGUUUUUGCUUGAAACAUUAAUAUGUUGUUUAAGUUUAUGCAUCACUCGCUCUGAAAAAGACUCCUAACUCUUGUUUUCAGUUUAUAUACAAUAUUUUUUUUCAAAGCAUUCUCGCCACUUAUUUCCGAUUUUAUAAUCAAAAUUGGCGGCUUUUUUGUUACCAUCACAUGCGCAUACUGACCACGCCUACACCUUGUUCUCACCCCGCCCAUUUAGACGCUCCGCCCCCUUCAGCCUAAACUUUCUUGCCUAGGCCAUUUUGUACGUUGAUUUAUUCUUCGCGGCACAUCUGCCGUUCAAAAAAAAAUAUUCACUUGUAUACUUCUGUGAUCGUACAUAUAUUUGUGGAAAAUAAUUCGUAACUUCUCUCUUCUUCUAUUUUGAAAGUUCUGCAUCUGACAAUUUCUUCGAAUCUCUUGAGGUGGUUGAUGAAAAGUUCGUAGAGUAAAAAUUCUGUUAAAGAUCUUCUCCAAUGUUGAUUGUAUGCUUUUCAUCUAUUCAUCCUUCAGAAACCUUUUGAAAUCCUAUUUUUGAUCUCUUCCCUCAAGUUUUUCUUGCACAGUAGAUCAUGAAGAACUGCAACCAGAUUUUAUGUGGGUUAUUUCUGCAAUAAUAUGAGUUCCGGUUUCAGAACCCGUCACGAAACAUUUACCGCACUGGACGGCUCAGUACACAUCCUCAAAAUGCACGUCGAUCAACUGUGUAAAGCCCUUGAUACGACAGAUUUGGACGACGAGAUUCGUCCCAGAGCAAGGUACCUUUUUUGAAACUUCAGAAGAAAAAAGGAAUAUAGGCGUAUCGUUGCUUUUCAAAAAAAAAUGGUUUGCAAAUUAUGCUACCCUCUUCAUAUUUCUUACAGCUAUGUUUUCUUUUUUUUAUAAUUGUCUCAUUGGCUCGCCAUAAAUGAACAAGGGUAAUAAAAAGUCUUGUUUUAUCGUUAUUUUAGAAUUGAUAUAUAUAUGACGCUAAGAUUUUAAAAAAAUAACAAGGAAGUAGGAAGUCGCCAAAAACGGUCUUCCCCGCAUAUCAAAAACAUUUUGGUCUAUAUUUUUGCCAGACAGUGGAAAAACAUUCGCUUUUGAACCCUUAACACUUGCCAAUAAUCAAAAUCAGAAGUUCACGUGUCUCCCCAUCAUUCAAUUCCACUCUAGUUUAUAAACAACUUUCGAUAGUACCGACUCAGCCUCAAAAACUCAACAUUUCGAACUGUUUACUGUUUUUUUCUGUAUAAUGUGACGUGUGGCAUGUUCUUCUAUUUUAAAAUAAUUUCGGUUUCUUCCGGGUUAUCAGAAGAACUCAAUCGAUUAAAAAUCAUAAGUUAUCGAGUUUUGUGAAGAAGGUUCUUUGAAAAUCCAACUUUUUAGCCUUCAUUUUCAUAUUUUUUUUUUAGAAUAUUUAUAAAGAAGAAUUUGAAAUCUCGAUAAUCGAUCAUUGAGAUAAAUACUAGCAAGUCACGAUCAUUAUUGAUUUUUUUUUCUCCACUUCUCCCGGAGACCGAAGUUCGAUCCAAACCGCACCGGAAUGUGCACAAGAGAUAGCCCAGAAGAGCGUCUGGGAAAUUGAAUAAACACGACGAUUUGCUCCGAUUCACGUGCAUCUCUCUGUGUGCGCGUUUUAAAAGACCUCAAUCAUGUUCCUUCGCUUUUUAUCAUGAGAAAUCAACAAUUUCCCGGGACAAACAACACUUUUGAGGCCCUUAAAGCAUGUUUACGAGAUGGUUUUGAGCCAAAUCCGCGUGCUCGACAUCCUCCGUCGUUUGAUUCUUUCAACUUCUUAGGAUCGUACGUUUUUUGUUGUAAACUGGAGGAGCCUUGGGUUACACAUGACUCACCGCUGUACGUUUUUUCUCCUGCCAAAAAAUACUUUUCUUUUUUUUGAAGUAGAGAUCCAUUUACAAGUUGUUUUAUUUCACAUCCGAAGCUUUAUAAGGGAAGUCUAUUCCGCUCAAUAAGCAAAAGAUUGCCGAAGAAGCUCAAAACGAUGAGUAACAUGGGAAAUCAACUUAGAUUAGUUUCUCAAAUGCUCUGCGCUACUCUAAAAUAUCAAUAGUGAAACGAGUGUUCGCAGUGCUGAGUCGAAUUCCGGUCUGCAUUUAAUCUUUCCUCAAACUCCGGACAAAACGACUGAAAAACCAUGAGUUGAGCUGCUUCUGGGCUGAUGAUAAACAAAUAGGCGAGACAAAGGGACGCCAAACCCAAACAUUUUCCACGAUGGGCGAGGUCAAAAACGGGUCUCCGAAGUUGGUUGUAUAAUGCGAGUGUGCGUAAAUCAACAGAUCAAACUGCCAAAAAAUUAUGCGAAAAAAAACGAAGUUUUAAGCUUUUAGCUGAACAUAUGAAGGUCUUUAAAGACAAAAAAAUAUAUAAAACUUUGGAAAAAAAAAAUAGUUAGUGCGAUAACGACGGUUCGAACCUGUAAGUUUUCAGCGUGGCUGCGCUCGACGAUGACGUGGAGUUGGGACAGCUGAAACGCGUCGCGACCCUCGGAAUGGGCGGAUUUGGACGAGUGGAACUCGUCAAGUCCAGAGACCACGUCUACGCCCUAAAGGUAUCACCUCCCUCUUUCACAAAUCUCAUCUCGGCUGUUUGGUUUCAGAUCAUGAACAAGGCUCAUGUCGUCGAGACGAAACAGGAAAAUCACGUCGUCUCUGAACGUCGGAUCCUCAUGUGCUGCGACUGUGACUUCAUCGUCAUGUUCGUCUUUUCGAAGAUUUAAUAAUAUCUUAACAAAAUAUGAAAUUUAAAAAAAAAGUUGCAAAAGUGAUCUCUUACAGUUCCUGGUUGAACAUACAAGUUUUUUUUUCGCAACUGACUUCCUUUUGAGAUAGUUAGGUUCAAAGCUCUCAAAGUCCACAAAAUAGAGGAAAAGUGUCCGUUGAACUUUUUGAAACGGCGUAAUUCCAAAAAAGAUCUAUGGCAGAAAAAGUUCUUCUUGUUUCUUUUUCGAAUUGAAGACUUCGAAAAAUUGAUUUUAAUAAACUUUCAUCAAAAACUAGAACCAGAAAAAUUCAACGGGAACAUUGAGAUUUUUGCUCUUCUGAAGAAGUGGUUUUCAUUAAAUUAAUUUUCUUAGCUUUCUACACUUUAAUUAUGCCCUACACUCUUUGUAUUGCAAUUUGUGCAAUCAUGUUUCUCAGGCUCUACAAAACUUACCGGGAUCCUGAAAAGAUUUAUAUGCUGAUGGAGCCGUGCCUCGGAGGCGAAAUCUGGACGAUUCUUCGGAAAAAGUUCGUUUGACCGGUGUGGACUUUCUUCUCCACUCAAACUGAAGUUCAUCGAUCUUCUCCUUCAGGGGCAAAUUCGACAACGACCUGACGCGGUAUUACUGCGCCGGCGCGCUGGAAGCCCUCGAAUACCUGCAUCGGAAGUCGAUCGUCUACAGGGACCUCAAGCCAGAGAACAUGCUGCUCGACCGGUUCGGAAACCCGAAACUCGUCGACUUCGGCUUUGCCAAGAAACUCAAGAACGGCGGCCGGACGUGGACUUUUUGCGGCACCGCCGAAUACGGUUCAUUUUGAGUUCAUUCCGAAAUCCUGGAAAACAAGAUACCUUGGAACAUAAUUUUUUCUCAGACAGUAGGAAUGAUAAUUUUUUUUUCUCGAAUUUCAAAUUCUAUUGAGUCAAGAAUGAAAAAAACAAAAACAAAGAUUUUACUAUUCAGUUUUUUUUUCUCAAAAGUUCGGAAGACUGUUAUUUGGAUUCCUCGAAUUCCUUUCAUAAACUAUUGGACUUAAACUUAUCAUCAGUUUAUUUUUUUGGUUUUUUUUAUUGGAUCUUUUUAUACACAAAGUCUUUUUUUAGAAGUUCUUUUACACUUUUGAGUAAGAAAAACUUUUCGCCGAAUUUUUGAUAAGGCUCAUCUUUUUUUUUCCAGUGGCUCCGGAAAUCGUCCUCAAUAAAGGUCACGAUUUGUCCGUCGACAUCUGGGCCCUCGGAAUCUUCAUGUGCGAACUUCUGACUGGAUCGUUAGUAUCUUUCAAAUUUUAAAAUACUGGCCAAUUUGAAAAAAUUCAAUUGUACAUGUAGGAAAAACGGCUUCUCAGAAAAGCAAAAGCAUGAUUCUCAUAGGCGAUAACUAGACCGAAAUACCACCAGAAAGUCGUCAAAUUAGAAAAUGAUUAAUCACUCAACUUAUACGUCUUUUCAUAUUCUAUUUCCAGACCUCCGUUCUCGAGUUCUGACCCCAUGAUCACCUACAACGCCAUCUUGAAAGGCUUGGAAAAGUGGGCGUGGCCAAAGUAAUAUUUUUCCCGAUCAAGCCACUGACAAAAUCUUUUCUUAAGGUUCAUAACUAGGGAUGCGAUCGACAUGAUGUUGAGUCUCUGCAAGUACGAAGCGACCGAAAGAUUAGGUUACGGUAAUAUCGACGACAUCCGCAGCCAUCCCUGGUUCGACGGAUUCGACUUCAUCGACUUCCGAGAUCAUCGUCUGAAACCUCCCUACAUUCCAGCGGUGAGAUUUUUUUACCAUUAGCCCCCCGAAAGUUGGUAUUUCUCCCAUUUUGAAACGCUCGGACUACAAAGUCUGAAGAAGCGUCGCGGUUGCGCUGCGGCCUAGAGUUCCAGAAGCCGUUAGAGCGUUUACCGAAAAAACGAAAAGUUUUUUUUUCGCUAUUUUCGAAAUAAGGUUGUUGUACCCUUAUUUCAGUAGUCUAUACAGAAAUUUUUUGCCUUGAUAUUUUUUAUUAUAAACAAAAGUUUUCAUUCAAAGUUUUAAUUUCUCAAGUUUAGGUCCAAUCCGAGUUGGACGUCUCUAAUUUCGACAGCUUUCCGUCUUUUGACAAUUUCGCUACGGGUACUGAUGAAACCGGUUGGGACACCGAUUUCUGA
Messenger RNA from Caenorhabditis auriculariae, 17974 nucleotides. Lineage: Eukaryota; Metazoa; Nematoda; Chromadorea; Rhabditida; Rhabditidae. The record is from the annotation of a GenBank genome assembly.